Messenger RNA from Cotesia glomerata, 635 nucleotides. RefSeq lists its product as uncharacterized. Gene Ontology annotation, biological process: sensory perception of smell. Gene Ontology annotation, molecular function: olfactory receptor activity; odorant binding. Gene Ontology annotation, cellular component: membrane. Lineage: Eukaryota; Metazoa; Arthropoda; Insecta; Hymenoptera; Braconidae. The transcript has 3 exons. The record is from RefSeq and is a predicted model, not a curated record. Bases 8 to 550 code for a protein of 180 amino acids.
CACCGGCAUGGUUUCUUAUGCGAUUGUUCCAAUAAUUUCGAUCAUACAUCAGUAUCGUCAAAAAACUUAUCUGAUCAAUUACAAUCUCAUUUAUCAUGCUGUGUUUCCGUGGGAGGUUCCGAAAAAUUCGGUGUUCCACUUAAUCCACUUUUUUGACCAAUAUUCACUGACUAUCGCCGUCGUUCUAAUCACAUCUGCGGUGGACAGUUUGUAUACGUAUUACAUGUUUCAAAUGAUCGGUAUUUUGCGAGAAAUAUCCUAUCGUAUUUCGAUGUUCGAUGAGAAAAAUUGUGAGUUUGAAAUACGCGAAUGCAUUAAUAAAUAUGAAAUUCUGGUACAGUGUACGAAAAAAAUACAAAAAAUAUGUGGAGUGAUUAUUUUAUGGACCAUGAAUACCAAUGCAGUCAUACUCUGCACUGUUAUUUACCAACUUUCAAAUGCCAAAUCAAUACCGUUUUUUACGAUGCUCCUCUGCGUGGCGUAUACUGGCUUGAAAUUAACUCAAGUUUUUAUAUACGCCUGGUCUGGAACUCUUCUUACAAUCGAGUGAAAAAUUUCGAGAAGCCAUUUACACAUCACGAUGGAUCGGUAAUACACGAUUAAAGUCUUCAAUAAUAAUAAUGCUUUCCCAAAAG